This is a messenger RNA of Haemonchus placei, 6597 nucleotides long. The record is from the annotation of a GenBank genome assembly. NCBI's taxonomy places the organism in Eukaryota, Metazoa, Nematoda, Chromadorea, Rhabditida, Trichostrongylidae.
AUGUUCGCGAAGGUGUCCAAAUGGGUACUGGAUCUACACAGCCCUGCACAGUUGCUGCGCUGCCUAUGUAAUCUGGGUACUGUUCUUGCCGUGCAGAGACGAAUGCUCGUCAUUUUGCUAGUGGCGUUUUUGGCUCAAAGUCCUUCGAUUACAAGUGCGAAUGAGUUUUACUACGAGGUACAGGGAAGCCUGGAUGGCAUCACCCGCAGCUCGCACAACAAAGAAAAGGUGCAGGAGAAGCUGAAUAGUGAUAUCUCUUCGGCGCUAUCACGGAAUGAUGUUGUUAUACGAGUGGAUGAAAGUGGGUUUGAUGAGCCCUCAGAGAGUGCAAUAUUUCAUGGAUAUGUUACUACAUCAAUAUCGAAUCGAAGCGAUCUUAUCGACGCAUUGCAGUCCGUGCCUACAAUCGUCAUUGUAUUUCUUGCUUCUAGAGAAGCGUUGUCAGUCAGAACGGAUGCUAUUUCGCGAGCAGCAACAACCUCGAACUUAGCUGUAAAUGUAACUGCAUGUGUCGGCGACAGCGCUCAACUACCAAACAAAACGUGCCUGUGUUCCCCAUAUGCGUCAGGAUCGUACUGUGAGACUAUCAAAUGCCAAAAUUAUGGUUUAGCAAGCGGUAGCCGUUGCCUCUGUGCUCCUGGGUACAACUCAAAGUACUGUGAGAAUCGUGCUUUCCGACCAGCUAUUGAAUAUGACAUCGAUUUGAGUUCCCGUUCUCUGGUGAUAGUUUUCUUACUGAGUAAUUCGAUGAACCAAGUAUUUCUGGACUUCCGAGCGAACUUGCCAGAGAUGGUGGCAGGUAUUAACGGUCCAGAUAAUGACAUCACUAGUUAUGUCUUCUGGGGAUUCGUUAAAACUGAUAAGGGAGCGAUAACGCGAUUCACCGUAUAUGGUCAUCAGCUAGAGGAUUUGAACCCGGUAUUCGACAAUUUGGUCUUCACCAAAACAACAUCGUUUCAGCCACUCCUUCAAGAAAUCAUCUUAGCUCAGCAACAGUUUACCAAGGCUUUUUCAAAUGUGCUUGUAUUCACCGACGUAGCAGCCAGUGAUGCGACUCCGGCCAGCCAUCUUUGGUCUUCGAAUACCUCUGAGCAGACACUGAUCUCAAUGGCUGCCGUUUGGCGUAAUAAGCUAACAUUCAUCUUCUUCGAAUCCCCGACACAACGUCUCGACACUUCUGGCGAUAGAUUCGACGUGUUCAGACGACUGGCGGUGGCAACUCAUGGCGAUCUUCUCGUCAUCAACAAAAGUGAUGUAGCUACGGUGAUGAUGGAAGUAUUAUCCAAUUAUAACAAAAUGGAGAAUGUUGUUGUCCGUUACAAAUUUAACUGCACCGAUCUCUAUGUUCUGAGCAUUCCCGCAGGAGAGGAUGUGAAAAUACUUCUCACUAUCGACAAGAACGAAGGAAACCCCACUACAUUUAUUCCACCUUAUGUAGUUGACUUGAAUGGUGAAAACUUGACGGAAACAUCGUCAGGGACUUACUAUUCGUUCUACACACUUCCUAAUACAACAGCUUAUAUCCGCGUUGUUUCGCAGACACCUGGUCUGAUCUGCUCGUUGAGAGCAUUUGUCAAUUCGGCGAGAACUAUGCUUCUCAGCUAUACCGAUAAUCCUCUAAUCGACAUUGGAGAUCCUGUUCGUUACGCUGGAAUUCCACAGCUUGCCACAGGACUUCCAAUAGGAUAUCCCGAGCCGGUAACCAUCGUGAUUCAACCGAUUGAUUCCACAACAGGGUCUCCGUUUCAAGAAGUGACAAUUGGUUCGCGAAGAACAUCGGAUAGCACGUUUUCGCUGACUUUCGGCAAUCUAAAUGAAUGCACGCCAGGACCAUUUGUGCAGUUGGUGCGGCUCUUAAACGUCGACAAAGGGACGACCCGUGUGCUUCCUGCUUAUUGUGCUUUACCUGGAUCACCAGAUCUGUCAACAUACACUCAAUCCUUGUCUUCAACAGAAAGUACCGAUAGCGAUCCUGAGGGUCAUUGUCCACAAAUGAAUGUGAAUGCGCUAGCGGAUCCACGACAACAUGCGUUCAAACAGGUGAUUUUCGCCGUAGAGAGCAGUGCAGCGAUGAGCACUGUGGCUUCUAGACUCGUAGAAGUUAUCAGAUCGAUGGUGGAACAGUUAGAUUCGGAUUUUCAUUCCAUUUCUGAAAGGCAAUACUCAUUGAUAACGUUUGAUGACAAAGAUGAUUUUACCGAUCAACUCGUUGCUACUAUGACAAAAUUGGGAGAAAAUAACAAUGAAGUCGAACAAAGUUUAUCAUUGGAUGCCAUACAUAAGGUGAACGUGUUUACGUUAGGAGAUGGAAUGACACUACCUGUGGAUGACGUUGAUCUCACUUAUCAUCAGAGGGAAACUUUAGGUCGUAACAUACCUAUAUCGGAGGAAGGAAUGUCGGAACUGACAUCAUUGUUGGUUUCAUCAAUCGAUGCGAAUUCCCUGGUUCUAGACGACGCAGCGGAGGAUUGCUCGGAAUCGAUCGCGUUCAGUUUCUUCAUAGAGGACGUAGCCAGCAGUGUGAUCAUCAAUGUGGUUGGAUUUGGUGUUCAAGAGGAGAACAUGGUGCUUUUGAGUGAUUCUGCUAGUAAGAAAAAUCCCAUUGAUCUCACAGAUCUCAUCGUAUACGCAGAUAACAAUACUAUAGCGCUGGCAAUUGAUCCCACCAUGUUUGCGCUCCUUCCAGUACCGUGGUCGCUAUCGGUUAAAACUACUUCAGGCUCCUGUUACAUUCAGGUUCGUGUUAUUUCACCGCUCACCGUAAUCCCUGGCUUUUCUUCGAAUAAUCGAACUGACUUUCCAGCCGAAUCUCCGUUCUCGUUGGGAGGGAUCGAUCAUCACACAUUCGCCACGCUCCGUGUUUCACCUGCUGAUUACACGAUUGACCGAAUCUCCUACGGCUCGUCAAGUGUGGAGGAACCGUGGAGUGAUGUCUACAAUAUUUCAUGGGCUCAGGUUCAACCACGUGACGCCACAAAAUGUGCUUACCAAUUCGUCAGCCCAAAUUUUGAGAUGGUGUCAGCUCCGCUGGUUCGAAUGGAAGUUUCUGGCUAUUCAUCUUCCAGGUUCUUUUUCCAGCGAACCUUCUUCUUCUCUCAAUUACCUAAGACAGCGACAAUCUGUAAUGGAGGCGAAGUUAAUCAGUUUGGCGAAUGUGUAUGCCGUACGGGUUACGGUGGGGAGUACUGCGAUGAGCCCAUUUGCGACAAUGGUGGAACAAGAUCGAUGUCGAUUUGUGUGUGCCCAAUGGGCUUCUAUGGAAAGCUCUGUCAGUCACGAGCUUCAUCGAUACCCAUCUCGUCUACCCCAACUGCUCCAACCGGGCCCACUGUUACAACGGCGACAGAUUACUCGCAGGCCUUGGGCUACUUAUCUGUACUUGCUAUAAUAGCAUUCUCAAUAUUCAUGUUGAAGUGUUUUAUUGUGAUGAUGAUAGAAAUGUCGAAUAUCUAUCAUGAAAUGGGUAACCUUGCCGUCCGUUACAAUUUUGCGUGUAGUAAUCAAUUCAAGAGCAUUCCGGGUGCUGAUGCCUACUUCUACGAGGUACAGGGAAGUAUCGCAGGUGUCACCGAGGGUCUCCAUACUUUCGAAGAGGUCCAAAAAAAAGUAAAUUUGGAGAUUUCUUCCUUGACUCGAGGUCGCGACAUUACUGUGGAACUAGACGAGUUGAAGAGUAAUUUGGGCAUUCACUCAGAUGGGAUGGUGUUCCAUGGUUACGUGACGACAUCGAUAUCUGAUCGGAAUGAGCUAGUCGUUUUACUUCAGUAUGUGCCGAAAAUCGCCAUCGUUUUUCUCGCUCCAAGAGAAUCCAUUCCAAGUCCCAAGACACGGAUUGUACCUCCGAUGUGGGAGAGGGCAACAAACUCUCGUUGUGAUGAUGGCAGCAUCCAAUUACCGAACAAUACAUGCCUUUGCCAACCGUAUACAUGGGGCGCCCAGUGCACACAAGUGAUAUGUCAAAAUUUCGGACGAGCAGAGAGUAACGGACGUUGUACCUGCGCACCCGGUUACAAUUCCCAGUUUUGUGAAAAUCGUUCAUUUCGUCCGGCUGUAGAGAGCGAUAUUGACUUGAAUACCCGAUCUCUGGUGAUAAUAUUCUCUUUGCGCAGUUCCAUGUAUGACGUAUUCAAAACGUUUCAAGCAAACCUGCCAGCCAUGGCCGCUGGAAUUGCAGGUCCUGAGAACAACAUAGGCACCUACCUGUUCUGGGGAUUCGUACUGACAGAUGACAACGUUAUGUCAUACUACGUUGCUAGUAGCAAGAACUUGACUGAUUUGAAUGCGAUUUUCGAUAUGCUCGUGUUCUCUCCGGCGUCAAGUCCCCAGCCAUUUCUCCAGCAACUGAUUUCUGCCCAGCAAACGUAUAUCAACAUUGAAGCAUUCUCAAAUGUGCUUUUCUUUGCUGACGUGGGUGCAGGCGACGCUACCCCACCUAGUGACUUAUUCUCUUUGAAUACCCUUGAACAACAGCUGAUUUCUAUUUCGACUAUUUGGAGGAGAAAGAUGACAUUCAUCUUUUCGGAAUCGCCAUCACAGCAACUCGACACUUCUGGCGAUCAGUACGACGUGUUCAGACGACUGGCACUAGCUACUCAUGGUGAUCUGCUGGUUGUAGAUAGAAGUGAUGUGGCCAAGGUAAUGACAGAAGUUCUAAGCAAUUACCACAAGAUGGAAAACGUUGCCGUCCGUUACAAUUUUGUGAGCACUAAUCAAUUGAGCAUACCGGAGAAGUAUUCAUCACUGGACGAGACAAAACUUCUGCUAACAAUUGAUAAGAAUGACGAAAAUCCUCCCCUCUUCACUAAUCCUCAUCUAUAUGACCAGACCGGUACGCUCCUGAAGACCGCUUCAGAAGGGACUUACUAUUCGUUUUAUGUACUUCCACCAACGGUAUCAUUUAUCCGCUUGUUGUCACCGGAGGGAUUGACCUGCUCUCUGCGAGCGUUCGUUAACUCGGAUAGCACAAUGCUUCUCAGCUAUACUGAUAACUCUGCGAUCGAUAUUGGAAAUGGCAUCCGAUAUAAAGGCAUUCCACAGUUUGCCACCGGUCUCCCAAUCGAAUUUCCUCGUUCUUCUACGGUACAGAUUCAGCCAUUGGACUCAACCUAUGGGUUGCCAGUUGGAGUAGGGUCACUUGGCAAACAGAGAACUGGGGACAGCACAUACUCUUUUAUUUUCGCCAGCGACGAUGACUGUCCUCCGGGGCCUUUUAUGCAGUCAAUUCAACUCUUCGACGGCCGUAAAACAAUGGUUCGGGUGCUGCCAGGGUAUUGCGCAUUGAUAGUUCCACCUCCCUCGACGUCAACGAAUAAAGAAGUUCAAUCUGUGGCUGAUGUCACCGAUGUGAGAAUCAUUUCGAGCACUUUUCAAUGGGAGGAAUUCCUCGAACAGUUCAAGUCUUCAAUGAGUGUUGUGGCUAAUAAUGACAAACGUCUGAAUCAAAGCUUAUCGUUCGAUGCUAUCAACAAAGCCUACGAAAUCUCCAUCCUUUCCCCCAUUGUUCUAUACCUUUUCACUUCCACGCCGCCAGUACAAUCUAGUAUCGAUGCAAAGCCAAUUUCCAAGCAAAUGCAAGUAAACCUUUUCACCCUUGGAGACGGUACUUCACUUCCUAUUGGCGAUCUAACAUUUCACCAACGAGAAAGUGGCGGCCGAAAUAUACCAGUGACUGUCGACGGUCUCAUUGGUCUGCCUCAACUGUUGAUAUCGUCACUAAGCGAGAACUCAUUACUCAUGGAUGAAGUUGUACAGGAUUGCUCAAGUUCGGCAAAGUUCAAUUUUUACGUCGAAGACUCGGCAUCAUCGCUGGUUGUCAGUGUGAUUGGCAUUGAUGUCCACAUGGCUGACAUGGUCUCUCUCAUGGAUCCAGCGAAUGACGAUAUUGAUACAAAUGGGCACACGAUAUACUCGGACAAAAACACUAUCACUUUGGCCGUCGAUCUAUCCGAAGUGAAACGACUUGCCGAAGCAUGGGUUUUAACAGUGAAAACGACUUCUGGUCCAUGUCGUGUUCAGGCACGCGUCAUCUCUCCACUUACGGUAUUACCAGGGUUUACCUCGAACGCUGACAACGACUAUGUGGCAAGUUCUCCAUUUACGGCGAGAGGUACUGACAACCGAAUUUAUGCAGCAUUUCGGGUCCCAUCCACGGAUUUCGUUGUGAACACAGUUGAACAGGGAUCGUCAAAUGUGAAUGGCGAUGACAAGCUUUACUCGGUCGAGGUUCGACCUCGUGAUGAAAAGACUUGCUCCUAUCAGUAUAUUACCACAAAUUUCCAGAUGACAUCAGCGGCAUUGGUCAAAAUGCGAGUUUUCGGGAAAACGUCGACGAAUUUCCGUUUUCAGAGAACAUUCUUCUUCUCGCAGUUUAACGAUACAGCUACCGCGUGUGCUGGAGGAAGAGCGAAUCAGUUCGGUGAAUGCGUUUGUCCUGAAGGAUAUAGUGGAGAGUACUGCGACGAGCCGAUAUGCGACAACGGUGGUACGAGGUCCAUGUCGAUCUGUAUAUGCAAGCCAGGUUUUUACGGACAGCUGUGCCGAUCAAGUGAGUUAACUGAGAAUUUCAUCGGCAUGGUUACAGUAGCGGUGAAUCCAUAA